CGAUACUGCUAUCGAGACUUGGGGCUAUGAUGUAACGUAUUGAUAAAGUAUUGUCUUUUUACUUGCGAAGGUUUUAUUGCACGUAGUUAUAGUAACGACCGUAUCUAUCAUCAACUAAUGUUACAGUAGUUUGGAGCUAACUUAACCCUCACCGUAUUCCACCACGACGGUGCAGCCUCUCGCUCUGCUGCCGCUGUGUGUGUGUGUUUGUUUUUACUUUUGUUCUUUAAAAAUUACUCAAACCGAUUAAUUGAUUAUCAAAAAAGAUAAAUUGUGCAGCCCUAGUGAAGAUUUUUUUAGAAACGCCUUUAAUGUAGUGCUUCAUCAGGCUUAUAAAAAGAUAUAACAAGCCACGGCUGAAAUAAGACCUUAGAAGGAGUAAUCAGUACAAACAUCAGUCCAUCUCUACAUGAGAAAACUGAAAGCACUCUGGAGCAGUGGGGGAAAAAUUAAUUUCUAAAACUAUAAAUGCAGAAAACGAGUAAAGAGUAAAAAAAAGAGUUGAUAAAGGAAAAGAAUAAAUCAAAAUACUAGAUGUUAUUUGUUGUGGAAAAUUGCAGUUUUCCAGGCGAGGGAUUGCGCAAAUAACGUUUGAGUUACAACCAACCGUUGUCUUUGAACAAUUUAUUAAUAAAAGAGAAUAAACAGAGAAGUACUACAACACAAAUCAGCUGGACCAGAGGUUCUGUCUCCUAAGACAGUCACUAACGUCUGGCCCAGGGCAAAGGGAUGCAUAAUCAUUUACACAAUCUAGGUUUCUAUGUUUUGGGGAACAAAGAUUGUCUCGGACUGGAACCGGUCAAGGUGAGGAGAGGAACAGCUAGUGACGAAAACAAUAAUAAAACAUUACAUUUAUGACCUAAACCCUACACAUGUUGACAGACUAGGAUAAUGAGUAUAAUAAUAAAAGGAAAAGGUUGAAGAUUAAAACUAUAUAUAAGACAUAAUAACAAUAAUUGAAAAGUAGUACUAUUGUAACUUUACCAACAAUGCUGGCUACUAAUGCAAGCACAGAAGAUAAGUCAUCAAUUAAGGAACCCCGCUUAAAAAAAUAACAAAGUAGUCAGGGUUGUCUGGCAAGAAAGUUGAACCUGGCUCAAACUUUAACAAAACGCUGUGUAUUGUCAUCCAGUAAGGCACUGCAUUGGCCAAUCAAUACAUGCAAUUACAUCAUUACAUUAGUUAUUUAGCUGAUGCUUUUAUCCAAAGCGACUUAUAAGAAUGGGUACAUUUACCCAUGAGGAUGCAACCCAAGAAUUGCUAGAAUCACUCAAGUACAUCAACUUCAGAAAAUACGGAGGAUAAUUGAAUUACUUGAGUUGUAAAAUCCCGUCUCAUAGUAUCAGACCGUGCAGUGCAGUGUUGUGGUGCCCAAUAAGUCUUCAGACUCAUGCACUUGUUACUCAAACUGGACUUUCUGGAUCAUAUUUCACUGUCUCUCACCCAUGCCAGAAGCAACAUUCCAACACAGUCCCUGUGGCUGUUUUAGGGACAUAAAGUACAAACGCUGAUGAAACAAGAAUGUCCUUAAAGAUACAAGAAACUCAAGAUUAAUUAAUAGGUGUUUAGUAAUGGGUGUUGUCUCUCCAUGAGCUCAUAAGUAAUGUCAACAAUUGCUGUAAGUCCCAUCUGUUGUUUCUUUACCUACAUUUCUUUACCUUUAUUUCCUCAAGGUGGAAGUUUGGGACAGUUUUGUGAAGUGUUAAAUGGCUGUUAUGCUACAAAAGGUUAUUUGUGUGCUGAGUGAAUAUCAACUGAAACUGACACAAACAGGUUGAGCUGGAUCAUUCUUUUUGGUGUGUGUAUCCUGUGUAUUCCUACAUCUACUAAAACUGAUUUUAGAUGGUGUACAUGCUAGACAUUAAGUUGUGAAUCUCACUGUAAAAAAGAAAUUUAGUCUGUGCAGAUUCUUCUGAAGAAUAUUAUUUCUGAUUUCUCAUUUCUGAAGAUGAAGCAGUCAGAGAAAAUGUUAUAGUGAUUCAUAAAACGAUCAACAGUGCAGUAUGUCUUGCAGGAACGCCACGUGUUCUUUCUUCCCUCCACCCAGCCAACCACAACGUUCACUCGAAAUCAACCCAACCCCAUCUCUCUCAGCCCCUCCCCCAGCUAAAUGUCUGUGUCACACUGCCUCUCAUUCUUCCUUUCUCUUCUCCUCCACUGCCUGCUGGCUCGCGCAUGUCCUAUUGCUUAAUGCGGCUGGGCUAAAGAGCAAUCAGAAGAUAGCUGUAUUGAAAAUAGAGCAGGUUGAUUUUUAGCUCGAGAGUCCACGGAGUCGUGGGAUGGAAAAGCGUCCGGGUUCUUUGUGCAUAAACCCCCAUCAUCUGAAUAUUUGGAAGGCCCAAGAGUUAUACUAUCUGAGAAUGCAAAGGAGCAGAGAAAAGAUGGAGAGAAAAAGGAUGGAAGAACAGAAUCCGUGUGAGAAAAGGUUGAGGGUGUGUGUGGCGACAUGCAACAGAGCGGACUACUCAAAGCUGGCCCCCAUUAUGUUCGGGAUCAAAUCCCACCCUGAUGAGUUUGACCUGGAAGUCGUGGUGCUUGGGUCACAUCUCAUUGAUGACUACGGGAACACUUUUCGUAUGAUCGAGCAAGAUGACUUCGACAUCGGCUCCAAGCUCCACACCAUUGUGAGAGGAGAGGAUGAGGCAGCCAUGGUGGAGAGCGUUGGUCUGGCACUUGUGAAACUCCCUGACGUCCUACAGAGGCUUCGCCCUGACAUCCUGGUAGUCCAUGGUGACCGUUUUGACGCGCUGGCUCUAGCAACUGCUGCAGCACUGAUGAACAUUAGAAUACUUCACCUGGAGGGAGGAGAGGUGAGUGGUACGAUUGAUGACUCGAUUCGCCAUGCCAUCAGUAAACUGGCCCACUACCAUGCCUGCUGCACACGCAUGGCGGAGCAGCACCUCAUCGCCAUGUGUGAGGACCACUCUCGCAUCCUGCUGGCUGGCUGCCCUUCAUAUGAUAAGCUGCUGUCAACUAAUCACAGAGAUGACUACAUGGAUAUUAUCAAGAGCUGGCUGGGUGACAAGGUGAAGGACGGUGACUACAUAGUGGCUUUGCAGCACCCAGUUACCACUGACAUCCAGCAGUCCAUUAAGAUCUAUGGGCUGAUGCUGGAUGCCCUGCUCUCCUUCAACAAAAAGACCCUCAUCCUCUUCCCUAACAUAGAUGCCGGAAGUAAGGAGAUGGUGCGCGUGAUGCGAAGGAAGGGCAUCGAGCAGCACCCCAACUUCCAGGCAAUGAAGCACAUUCCCUUUGAGCAGUUCAUCCAGCUGGUGUCCCACGCCGGCUGCAUGAUCGGAAACAGCAGCUGUGGGGUACGAGAGGCUGGGGCCUUCGGCACACCUGUCAUUAACCUGGGAACAAGGCAAACUGGCAGAGAAACGGGUGAAAAUGUUCUACAUGUCAGAGAUGCCGACACUCAGAGUAAGAUCUACCGCGCUCUGGAGCUGCAGUUUGGAAAGAGAUACCCCUGCUCUAAGAUAUAUGGCGAUGGUUACGCAGUGCCUCGUAUUCUCAAGUUUUUACGUACCAUUGACCUGAAUGAGCCCCUCCAGAAGACUUUCUGUUUCCCCCCGGUGAAAGACUCAAUCUCCCAGGACAUUGAUCACAUCCUGGAGAGACAGAGCGCUCUGGCUGUUGACCUGGGAGGGACCAACCUCAGAGUGGCUAUCAUCUGCAUGAGGGGUGACAUAGUAAAGAAGUAUACUCAGCCCAAUCCAAAGGCGUUCGAUGCCAGGAUGAAGCUCUUAUUAGAAAUGUGUGCAGAUGCCAUGCGGGACGCCGUCGACCACAACUGUAGAAUACUUGGCGUUGGAGUGUCCACGGGUGGGCGCGUAAACCCACAAGAAGGCGUGGUCCUACACUCCACAAAGCUGAUCCAGGACUGGUCCUCAGUGGACUUGAGAACACCCAUCUCCGACGCCCUGCACCUUCCCGUCUGGGUCGACAAUGAUGGCAACUGUGCUGCGUUGGCUGAGAAAAAGUUUGGUCACGGCAAGGGAGUGGAGAACUUUGUCACUGUCAUCACAGGAACAGGUAUUGGAGGAGGGAUUAUCCAUCACAGUGAGCUGGUCCACGGCAGUACCUUCUGCGCUGCAGAGCUGGGUCACAUCAUGGUUUCAUUAGAAGGCCCAGAGUGUUCGUGUGGCAGCAGAGGAUGCAUAGAGGCCUACGCAUCCGGCAUGGCCCUGCAGAGAGAGGCCAAAAGGCUGCACGAUGAGGAGCUACUGAAGGUGGAAGGGAUGGACAUAAAGUUUGAGGAGCCAAUCACUGCUGCCCACCUCAUUGACGCAGCCAGACUGGGGAACUCCAAAGCAGACGCUGUCCUGAACAAGGCUUCCACAGCGCUAGGUGUGGGCAUCAUUAACAUCCUCCACAUAGUGAACCCCUCACUGGUGAUUCUGUCUGGAGUGUUGGCCUCUUACUACGAAGCCCCAGUGCAGCACAUCAUCUCACAGAGAGCCCUCGUCUCUGCCCGGAAAACAGAAGUUGUCUCAUCAAAGUUGGAGGAACCUGCUUUACUUGGAGCAGCUAGCAUGGUGUUAGACUAUGCAACCAGAAGGAUCUACUGAAGAAUAUAGUCCCGAUUAAUUGAGGACUGCUACCAACAGGCGGACUGCAAAACUGAAAGUAGUAGCUGUGCUGCCCGGAUAGAUAAAUAAGCAUAUUAUGUAGGAGAAACAUUUUUAAGGCUAGCCUGAAAAACAACGCGCUCAGACCGUCAUUUCAGUGUUAAAUAUUGUGUGUGUAUAUAAUUUCUUUUCGCUAUUCUUUUCUUUUUCUUGUUGACCUUAGUGAAUCGUGCCUUCACCAGGCCAAAUGUUGGCCAGUUUCCAACCUGGAUACAUCAUGUUGCAAGUGGGUCCAUUGCACGGGCCAGAAAUCCUACCACUUCUAUGUAGUCAUGUUUUAUUAAGUCCCAGAGCUUAUUUGAUCAAGUGAGCAUCAACUCUUGAGUAAACUGCAAAUACAUUGUAGAAGUCACUCAGUCUACUUGUAAUGUGAUGUGGGUCGAUGGAAAAGUCUUCAGAUGUGACCAAAUUAUUGCUGAAACAUUCUCCUGUUGCCUACUCUCAAUUCUCCCUAAUAUCUUACGGCCUCACUUUUUCUGUAAAUCUUGUAUCGAGUUUUCAGUCUAAAUCUUUAUCUAUUUUGGGAUAAGGCUAUCUGUCAAGUUAAUGUUACAGUUCCACAUUUUGUUAUAAAUUUAAUUAUUUAAGGUCUUAAUGAAGUGUUUUAAUAUGAUGCUUAUUGUAUGGUGGUCUGGAAAGCUUUAUGGGUGAUAAACGGUUAAUAAAUGUCGAAAUACUAAACUGGCUUGUAUUAAUGAAAUGUUAAAGCAGGCACUGCUUUAGCUUAAUGGCUGUUAACAGUGAAUUUGCCUGAAUCAGGUGAAGUUUUUUUACAUGUCAUUGCCACAGACCUUAUGACUGUUUGGACCGAGUUUUGAAGUUUUCUUCAUGCCUUCCAAAGACCUAUUGUAUCUCAAAUAUGUUUACAUGGUUUGUAUGUACUAUUAAAUACAGGAUUGUACAUUACAUGCUAAAUGAAAUGUUUGGAAGAA
Messenger RNA from Micropterus salmoides (largemouth bass), 5563 nucleotides. It is a transcript of the gene gne, whose product is annotated as glucosamine (UDP-N-acetyl)-2-epimerase/N-acetylmannosamine kinase. Gene Ontology annotation, biological process: UDP-N-acetylglucosamine metabolic process. Lineage: Eukaryota; Metazoa; Chordata; Actinopteri; Centrarchiformes; Centrarchidae. Bases 2280 to 4571 code for a protein of 763 amino acids. The transcript is spliced from 15 exons. The record is from RefSeq and is a predicted model, not a curated record. Gene Ontology annotation, molecular function: N-acylmannosamine kinase activity; UDP-N-acetylglucosamine 2-epimerase activity; hydrolase activity, hydrolyzing O-glycosyl compounds.